AUGUCUCUCGUCUCUGGUCCGGGCCGCGGCGGUAUCACCGAAGGACAGCUGCCCAGCGAGCUCCGUCUCUACGUCGACAAGCACGUUACCUACAUCCAGAGCCUUGACAAACGCAAGGAUGAGCUCGAGUACUGGCUCACGGAGCACCUGCGCCUGAGCGGGCUCUAUUGGGGCCUCACAGCCCUUCAUCUCCUCGGACAACCCGACGCGCUGCCCAGGAGCGAGGUUCUGGACUUUGUAAUUUCUUGUCUGCAGGAUGACGGUGGCUUCGCUGCCGCCCCGCAACACGAUUCCCACAUGCUCUACACCGUCAGCGGCGUGCAAAUUCUGGCCAUGCUCGAUGCGCUGGAUGAGUUUGACGAGCGCGUGAGUGGGGGCAGAGAGAAAGUAGCCCGAUUUAUCGCCAACCUGCAGCAUCCGAAGACUGGUACCUUCGCAGGCGAUAUAUGGGGCGAGACAGACACCCGCUUCCUGUACGGUGCUCUAAACGCUCUGUCCCUUCUCGGAAUGACCAACCUUGUGGACGUCGACAAAGCAGUGGAGCACGUUCAAGCUUGCGCAAACUCUGACGGAGGUUACGGCACCAGCCCGGGCGCGGAGUCGCAUGCAGGACAAGUUUUCACGUGUGUUGGGGCGCUGGCCAUCGCAGGCCGGCUUGAUCUGGUAGACAGAGACAAGCUUGGCGGAUGGCUGAGCGAGCGACAGCUGUCAAACGGCGGCCUCAACGGUAGACCGGAGAAGUUGGAAGAUGUGUGCUAUAGUUGGUGGGUGGUGAGCAGUCUGGCGAUGAUAGACCGGCUGCAUUGGAUAUCUGGCAGCAAGCUUCAGGAGUUUAUCCUCAAGUGCCAGGAUCCAGACCAUGGCGGUAUCUCUGACAGGCCAGGGGAUAUGGUGGAUGUCUUCCACACGGUCUUUGGUAUCGCAGGACUCAGCCUGACAAAGUACCCGGGACUCGUCGAGGUCGACCCCAUAUAG
Coniosporium apollinis CBS 100218 is the source of this 975-nucleotide messenger RNA. RefSeq names its product protein geranylgeranyltransferase type II. Gene Ontology annotation, molecular function: Rab geranylgeranyltransferase activity. Gene Ontology annotation, cellular component: Rab-protein geranylgeranyltransferase complex. The record is from RefSeq and is a predicted model, not a curated record. Bases 1 to 975 code for a protein of 324 amino acids. Lineage: Eukaryota; Fungi; Ascomycota; Dothideomycetes. The transcript is spliced from 3 exons. Gene Ontology annotation, biological process: protein geranylgeranylation.